Messenger RNA from Maniola jurtina (meadow brown), 3829 nucleotides. RefSeq names its product cell cycle control protein 50A (gene CDC50). Lineage: Eukaryota; Metazoa; Arthropoda; Insecta; Lepidoptera; Nymphalidae. The coding region runs from base 178 to 1248 and encodes 356 amino acids. The record is from RefSeq and is a predicted model, not a curated record. Gene Ontology annotation, cellular component: Golgi apparatus; endoplasmic reticulum; plasma membrane. The transcript is spliced from 9 exons.
ACUCUUUGCUGACAAAGAGUAACCUAUUCACUACCAUUCACUACCUUAAACGUUUUUACUUUUUUGUCAAACGAAAAUUGUUGAUAUCGUUGAAAUGGUGAUGAAUUUUGUGUGUGUGAAUUUGGUUUCGCUAAUUAUUUAAACGUUAUAAAUAAUAGUUAAGAAUUCUACACAAUCAUGGCGACAUCAAGCGAUACUUCUGAUCAGAAUGUAAAGAGUAGGCGUCCUGCAGAGUCUGCCUUCAAACAGCAGCGAUUGCCUGCUUGGCAACCGAUUCUUACUGCGGGUACUGUUCUGCCGACCUUUUUUGUGAUAGGUAUUGCAUUUAUUCCCGUGGGCAUUGGAUUACUUUACUUCUCCGAUGAGGUAAAGGAACAUGUGAUAGACUACACAUACUGCAUGAAAGAAAAUGAGAAUAUAACCUGUGCUGAAUAUAUCAGGCAAAACAAUAUGACAGCCUGCACCUGCCUAAUUGAAUUUAACUUAACACAAGAUUUUAAGGGGGAUGUGUAUUUCUAUUAUGGACUCUCCAAUUACUACCAGAAUCAUCGAAGAUAUGUCAAAUCCAGAGACGACAAUCAACUUCUUGGCCGUCUUACUAGUCAACCAUCAGGAGACUGUGAACCCUUUGCAUCUGACAAUGGAGUGCCGAUAGCACCUUGUGGUGCCAUUGCCAACUCUUUGUUCAAUGAUUCACUAUCAGUAACAUCAAAAGACAUGAACAUGGAUGUGCCAGUGCUAAGGACAGGUAUUGCUUGGACUUCGGAUAAAAAUAUCAAGUUUCGUAACCCUCCAGGCCAAGAUCUGAAAACUGCAUUUGCAAACUACACGAAACCCAUUAACUGGCGUCGUCAUGUUUGGGAGUUGGAUCCAAAUAACACGGAAAAUAAUGGUUUUCUGAACGAAGACUUGAUUGUAUGGAUGCGCACCGCGGCCCUACCGACGUUCCGCAAGCUGUACCGAAGAGUGGACCACACGCAACGGGGAUUUAUAUCCGGACUUGUCUCAGGCCUUUACGUGCUUCGAGUUGAAUAUAAUUACCCGGUCAUAGACUUCGACGGGCGGAAGUCCUUUGUAAUAUCGACGACGUCGCUGCUGGGCGGCAAGAACCCGUUCCUGGGCGUCGCGUACGUGGUGGUGGGCACGCUGUGUCUGCUGCUGGGCAUCGUGCUGCUCGUCAUACAUGUCCGCUGCUCUAAGAGCACUACAGAGAUGAUCAACGUGAAUCCACGCACGCCUUAUUCUUAAAGAGUCGCUGCAAUAUGUAUCAAUCGAAAGGAAAACGAAAGCAUGCCAAACGGUUUUAGCAUUUGAUAUUAGGUUGCGUUUAAAGGGCCUUGCUUGUACACAUUAGUACAAUACACUCCGCCAAUGCCCUCCGUGAAUAUAGCGCAUACAUUUGCCGCUUGUGGCCAGCAUACGCUGGUUUUCAAUCCACGUUGCGUAUGCACAUUGUAGCCACGAUUCAGGAAAUAAUAAAUAAAUAAAAUAGCUUACAUGCACUUAUUACUAGAUACAAUGAUUUCAUUUAGUUUCUUAUUAACAUUAUAUAAUAUUUCAGAAAAUACAAACUAAUAAUGACCUUUGGUUGUCGUUCCAAUCAUACAUCAAAAGUAUUUCAUUAUACAUACUUUCAUAAAAUCUAGUUUACUUAAACAUUAUGAUUUUGAGGUUGUUUCUCAGUAACACUUGAAACCUUCUUGAAACAAAAAGCAUUCUUGUUUAUACGCUCUUAUGUCAAAAUCUACAAAUUGACAGUAAAAAACACUGGAUUCAUUUUAAUAAAAGGCUUUGAUUUUUGACUAUGGUUUGAAACCAGCGAUAUAAAAUCAAAGCCUCUCAAUCGAAGUUCAUGUAUUCCGGGCUUUACUAUUAUUUUAAGAACUUUGUAUUACACCUAGUAUUUUUAGAAAAUUUUCACGUUAGAAUUGUAUAAGUAAUUUAUAAAAAAUUUAUCAAAAAAGACCACUCUUUUUUACAUGCAUAAUUAUUUUAUUUUUGUUCUAGAUAUUUUAGAAGUCUAAUGAUAAUAGUGCUAAUUCUAUUGAACACAAACUUUAAAUCAAACUAAAUUGAUUUGUUUGCUUUUUUUUCCGCACGUAACAUUGUGUAAAAGUUCAAAGAUCCAUCAAUUAAUUGUCAAUUUAGUUAAAUGAUGGUGUACUUACGUACAACCGAAUUAGCACUUAUUUACUUUAAAUUUAAAUAUUGUGAUAUGUUUGUUUGACCAUUCAUUUGUUAAUGUUAAAUAUUGUUGAUAUAGAUAUAAUAUGAACUUAUUAUUUAGCUGUAAGUAUGGUUUGUUUUUCAUGCAUUUUUAAGCAAUUAAAAAUCAAUAAUAAAAAUAUACUUAUCUAUGACUGUAACAACUAACUAUAAUAGCAAUCUGUAAUUUUUAUGAAACAGGAAAUAUUGUUCAUAGAAAUAGUAUUUACAAUUUGAAAAAUAUUUGUAAUAUAAUUAACUUUAUUUCACAUACAUAUACUGUGUAAUCUAUGUCUAAUAUUAUAAAAUACAUACCUAAAAAUACCACAGACUUAAAAAUAUUUAAACCCAAAAAUAGAGAUUAGCAUUGCGUCUAACAUCUAAGUGCCUUUUAGAAAAGUAAUGUAUUCAUAAUAUUAUUAACAACUUAUUACACUUACUUAUUUAUAUUUAGAUAUAAAGAAAGUAGAAGUAUUCCCUUUUUAAACAAUCCACAGUAUGUACUUAUAUAAAUUUUCUAAUAGAGAAAAUGAAGAUGUGGGGUUGCGGCCAUUGCAUAAUCAUUUAUUAAAAAGAAACAGAACUCUUGUAGGAUCGCUCGUGUGUCUGUCCGUCUGUUACGGUCAAUUUCCUCCGAAUCUACUAGACCGAUUAAGUUGUUUUUUUCAAGUUUGUUUAAGUUAAGUUCACCCAAAAUACUGAAUUUAAAGUUAAUAAAUGAAUUUUGAAUAUGUAGGUCACUUUUCGGGGGCGAAAAUUUAAAAAUGUAGACUCAAGCUCUAUUUUUUUGGGUAUCGUUGCCAUCUCACAGUGGCCGCUACAUAGCGUCAAAUGCCGUCUCUGAUUAGUUACCUAUCUAAGGAAACAAGAUGGUAUCGGUUUUAAAAACCGAUCAAAAUUUUAAUAUUAACUAGUUCUCAGUUUAUUUAUAUUUGAUUGUAAGUGCGCUCUCUUUAAAGCUGAUCGUACAUUAGGUACAGCUUUCAACAAUCUUUAUGGCCGCUUUCAACAAGAACAUUUGGAUGCGUACAACGUACAGGUAUCAACCGGGCAUAGCAAGCGCGCUUGGUAUGCACAAGUUAGCGCGCUUAGAGUUGUAUUUCAAUGAAAAGAAGCGAAAAAGAAGUGGUGAGCGGGGACGUGUGUUUUCGUUUUUAACCAUGACUUGAUAAAAAUAUGAUCUCUAAUAAUAAUUUGAUUGAUCUAUUGAACACGUCUCCACGUUUCAGUGGAAAUACACCCUUAUAAUCUCACCGCGUGGUUAAAAGCGGCCAUAAAGAUAAGAGUUGUACUUACACUACACGCCUCAUGAGCGUGAUGACGCCAUAGAAUUUUUGGCGCGUCAGAUGUGAGCGUCGCGUACUGAUGACGUCAUUCUAAUUUUUAUUACUGGAAAUACGUUGCAGCACGCUGUGUGUGUUUUAAUGUGCGAUCAGUAUAAUCUUUUGAAAUUAUACACUUUUUUGUCUCGGAUCUUAAUAUUGGCUUUGGAUUAGAUGUUACAUUCAAUUUAGAUUUGCAUUUAGGUACUUAGAAUAUUUCCAAAAAAAUAACUCUAGUUAAGUAUAAACUUAUUAGUUGUCUAUCUUGAUGUUUCACGAAAUAAAUGUUUUAAAAUUGUUAA